GUAGACCAAGAAACCAGGGAGGGACAGGACGUAUUUUAUUUCCGGAUGGCUUCAGUUAUGCCUCUUUCAGAAAAAGACCUUCACUGCCCUGUGUGCUGUGAGGUGUUCGUUUUCCCUGUCACUCUAGAGUGCAGGCACACCAUUUGCAAAAUUUGUGUGCAGAAACACUGGGAAUGGAAGGGAUCUCGCGAGUGUCCUGUGUGUCAGAGAAGGUCUUCCACGGACAGACCUCCUAUCAACCUGGCUCUAAAGAUAGCCUCUGAUUCCUUGAUGGGUCUGAAGCUGCAGAACGCUAAGAUGGAUUCCGAGGCCUGGUGCAACCUUCAUAAUGAGCAGCUGAAGGUCUUCUGCCUGUUUGAGGAGAAACCAAUCUGCACUGUUUGUCAGGUGUCAAAGGAACACAGGCUCCAUUUGUGCUGUCCGGUGGAAGAAGCUGCUUUGGAUCGAAAGCGUGAGAUUUCAACACAACUGAACUCAUUCCAAAAACAACUGAAAGCAUUUUACGCAAUUAAAGGAGACUGGACAGAAACAGAAAACUACAUAAAGGUCCAGGCUGACAAAACUGACAGACAAAUAAGGACAGAAUUUGAAAAGUUACAUAAGUUUCUCUGGGAGGAAGAGACAGCCAGGUUGGCAGCCCUGCGAGAGGAAGAAGAAAAGAAAACCCAAACUGUGAAGAAAAAGCUUGAGGAUAUUACAAACACUAUUGCUGUUCUAUCAGACACUAUCAGCAAUUUACAGAAGGCUAUAGAAGCUGACGAUGUGUCCUUCCUACAGGACUUCAAGCAGACAAAGAGCAGAGCGAUAUCUAGAACACCAGAGAUCGAGAGAAUUUCAGGAGCUCUGAUAGAUGUCUCUAAGCACCUGGGCUCAUUGAAAUUCCAUGUCUGGAAGAAGAUGUUAGAAAUCAUCAAUUACACUUCCAUCACUAUGGACCCCAACACGGCACAUCCAAAUUUGAGCUUCACUCUGGAGCUCAGUAGCGUGAGGUACAGCAGCAAGCACGAGAUGCCCGACAACCCCGAGCGCUGCACCAGCCGCAUGGCAGUCAUGGGGGCUGAGGGCUUCACCUCCGGCAGAUACACCUGGGAUGUGGAGGUGGGGGACAACAGGGACUGGUGCAUCGGGGUGGCCCAAGAGUCCAUCCUUAGGAAGAAGACCAUCUUCCUAAAGCCGGGGGAGGGUUUCUGGACCAUCAGCCUCUGCAACGGAGACAUAUACUGGGCCCAGACCUCCCCCCGGACCCGGCUCUCCUUGAAGACCAAGCCUCAGAGGAUCACCGUGGACCUGGACUACGACAAGGGGAAGGUCGCCUUUAUCGACUCCAUCAGCACGAUGCCCAUUUACACGUUCAAGCACAAGUUCAAUGAAAAACUCUUCCCGUACUUUUCACCUGGAAUUAAUGUGGAGGGGAAAAACCAGAGCCCAAUUAAAGUCUGUCCUUUGACAGUGUCUGUAAUGACUAAAUAAAUCAGAGCAGGUAGUAUUAUGUGUAGUACCAAUAGUAGUGGUAAAAGUAGCAACAGGAUGGUUACAACUAAUUCUCUCAUUCAGAGACUUCUAAAACAUUUUCUACAUAUUUUUCUGCAUAUUUGUUUUUCAUAUCCACAACAUAUUUACAUAUUAAGUUUUUUUUCAGGAAAAGUCUAAUCUAAGUGUAUUUGAGUAUGGGUAUAUUCCCCAAAAUCCAAAAGCCAGUGGUUCCCAACCAUGUCCUGGGGACCGCCCGUGUAUGCUAGUUUUUGUUCCAACUAGAGUUGCAAUCCCACUAGUCAUGAAAAGCACCUAAUUAAAAAAAAAUUGCUUGUUAAAAUUCUGGAAUUGGAACUGUGGUUGGAAUGAAAACCAGGUGGUCCCCAGGAUUGAGAUUGAGAACCACUGCCCUUAAGCCUUAGUGCUGCCCAAAGAUAUCAACAAAGACAAAAGGCUAGCAGUCAUCCCACACAAGGAUGACCAAACUGUACUGGGCCAAAAAUGGUACAGGAAAUAACAAGAAAACAUGAUAAUGCAAGCCAAUGGAGAAUAGUGUCUACAAAUUGUAGUGAGAACAAUGAUAUUCAGAGCUAGCUCAAAAGCUAGCUUACUAGUUAGUCUUUUUGAGGAAGUGUAAGAUGAUUACAUUUUUUUUAUAAAUGAAGGACAGUGUAGAAUGAUGGUAGUGUUAUAGGUAGUGACAUAUAAAAUGAUUUUUCACAAAACUGGCAUAUUUACAUCUUCAUAAGUAUGCUUUCUUCACCACUAAUCUUCUUCAUUACUAAUCAGUUAUUCCAAAAAUAUCACUUGAUUACAUUGUGAAAAAAUAGCUUGCUGGUGACAAUGGGGGGAAAAAACCCUAAGAUUUCUAGUACUUCCUUCACAUAAUCUUGUAGUUCUGAUGGACAGAAAAUCCACUUAGCAAGCACUCUCUGGCCCAGUCAGCCUGACAGGGCAGUCCCUUAGUGCUUGCUGUAACACAGAUGAGCCAGAGGGGGCAGCACAGUCAAUAUUGAGUCAAUAGAGUACAGAAGGCCAGAUGGUUGGCUCCCAGUGUAAAGUUUUAUAUGCAAACUGAGGAUGCCUUCUGUUAAGAACUAGGUGAAGCCAUUUUGGAAUUUAGUUUGGUUUGGCACAGUACGUAUGUCAAGUGACAUAGCAGGGAAGUUCACAUUUUUAAAAAAGUACUCAAGACCCAGAAAGGUUGGUCAAUGGAGAAUAUGGAGGUAUUUUCAGAUUAAAUUGCUUUAAAGACAGAACAGGACCAGUUUUGUUUGUUAUUUUUUGGAAAGGAUGUUUGUUUUGUCUUGGGGCUCCAGGCAGUUUCUGUCCUUGUGGAAAUGCUGUGGUACCAGGCUUUUCUGUAAGUCACCCUUAUUUUGUGAGUAUGUUAAGGUAGGGUUUUGUGGUUUUUGCAUAAAUGUAUAUUUUGGACUGUACAGUAAGUAUCUGGGAAGGAGCAAUUUAUUUCACUUAAGAAAAUCUCAAUUUCUGCACAUGUACCUUCAUGAGGAUGUGAUAUAAUGACUUCAGAAACAAAUUGUGUCGAGGAUAUUCAUAUCUAGCCCAUCUAGGGGUGGGAGUUUAAAAUCAGUUUAAGCAUUCUGCUACAAUGCAUCAGAUGAUUGCUUAUUCAAUGUAUCAAUCUGUUUGUGUCUGUUACUGUUUAAAUAAACCAUUAUGCAUGACAUAGAUUUCAUAUCCACUCACGCUUUCGGAUGUUCGAGAUCAUGUAGGAAUCCAAAUGUUUUAUCUAUUGCAAUAUACAAUGCAGUCCUUAAGUAUUUGGACUGUGAUGCUUUUUUUGCCUCUGUAUUCCAGCACAUUGGAUUUGAAAUAGAACAAUGAAUAUGAGGUUAAAGUGCUUGCUGCCUGUCAGCUUAAAUUUUUGGGUACUUACAUUCAUGUCAGGUGAAUCGUGUAGGAAUUAAUGCUCUUUUUAUCAAUGAUCCCCCCAUUUUGAGGGACCAAAAGUAAUUGGAAAAUUGGCUGCUCAGCUGUUUCAUGGUUGGCUGCGUGUUGUUGUAUCAUUAGUCCAUAUGCAAGAAAGCUAAAGGUCUAGAGUUGACUCUAGAAGUGGAAUUUGCAUUUGUUGCUAUUGUCUCUCAACACGAGGACCAAAGAAGUGCCAAGGCCAGUAGAGCAGGCCAUAAUGACAUGUAAAAAUCAGAAUAAAUUGGUCAGAGACAGCCAAAGCAUUGAGUGUGUCAAAAUAAACUGUUUGUUACACUGUUAUGAAGCAAGAAUGCACUGGUGAGCUCAGCAAUAUCAAACAACCUGGUAGAAACGGAAGACCACUGUUCUGGAUGACUAAGGAAUACUUUUGAUUGCCAAGAAAAACCCCUUUUCAAGUCUUGAACAGAUCAAGAACACUCCCCAGGAUGUAGGCAUAGCGUUAAAGACUAAAUAAAGGGAAGACUACACCAGUAUAUUCUCAGGAAGUUCACUGAAAGACGCAAAGGCUGACCACUGGUAAGCCUCAAGAACAGAAUGGCCAGGUUAGAGCUAGAGAGCAUUUAAAAAAAACUUU
Messenger RNA from Anguilla anguilla (European eel), 4003 nucleotides. RefSeq names its product zinc-binding protein A33-like. The record is from RefSeq and is a predicted model, not a curated record. The transcript has 6 exons. The coding region runs from base 46 to 1470 and encodes 474 amino acids. NCBI's taxonomy places the organism in Eukaryota, Metazoa, Chordata, Actinopteri, Anguilliformes, Anguillidae. Gene Ontology annotation, molecular function: zinc ion binding; protein binding.